Thlaspi arvense is the source of this 3067-nucleotide messenger RNA. Lineage: Eukaryota; Viridiplantae; Streptophyta; Magnoliopsida; Brassicales; Brassicaceae. The record is from the annotation of a GenBank genome assembly.
CAAGAAGACCCUUAAAGUAUCCAUUAAGUUUUCAGUAUGUAUGACACUUAUUCAUCUCUUCUUGAUGGUAAUUUCGUGACUAUAUAACCAAACAAGUUCACAUACAAAAAGGUCACUACAUCGAUGAUGUGGAUCGUCUUCUCGGCUCUCCUACUGUUCUUCACCAUCACCACAAGCUUCUUCUCAACUCUAACAGCAUCCACUUCACCAGCUCUCCAUCCAGACGAAUUGACUGCGCUUGGGGAGAUAGCUACUACACUUGGUAUAAAGAGACUGAACCUUAGUGCUGGAGACCCAUGUCGUUUAGAAACUCUAACGAUCAUACAACAAGUUGGUUUUGUUUCGAACCCGGAGGGGAACAACACCAUUGGUUGUGAUUGUACCUUCAACAACAACAUGACAUGUCAUGUUACAGUAUUAAUUCUCGGGAAUUUUACUCUUCUGGGGAAACUUCCACCUGAGUUGGCCAAGCUUCGAUAUCUCCAGUCAAUAGGGCUUGAAGCAAACCAGUUCUCUGGUCCGAUUCCUGAUGAGCUUGGUAACUUGACCAGCCUAAGAAGAUUGCAUCUUGCAUCCAAUCAGUUUAAUGGAAGCUUGCCUACCACUCUCGCUAGACUAGUAAACCUUGAGGAAUUUUGGAUAGGUGACAAUAACUUUAAUGGCACCAUCCCAGCGUAUAUUGGCAACUGGCCUCGGCUUAAAGAGUUAUUUAUAUACGCAAGUGGACUGAAAGGACCUAUUCCUGUGGAAGUGACCCGUCUUGAAAACCUUACUGAUGUGAGAAUUAGUGAUACGACUGGGAUAAACUCCUUUCCAAUUCUAUCCAGCGAAUUCAUCGAAACCCUGAUUUUGAGGAAUGUGGGUUUGUCUGGUCCAAUUCCUCCUUACAUCUGGAAUAAGACAGAAUUAAAGAGACUAGAUUUAUCCUUUAACAAGUUGACCGGUGAAGUUCAAGAAGUACAAAAUGCACCAAAACAUACCUAUCUGACUGGCAACAUGCUUUCUGGAGACGUUGAAUCUGCUGUUUCCCUCAACAGAAAAUCUGAUAUUGAUCUUUCUUAUAACCAUUUCUCUUGGUCAUCAAGCUGUCAGGCAAAAAGAACUGGGCUUCUUCCAUGUGCCGGCCCAACCAAAUGCAUGAACUAUCAGCGAUUCCUACAUAUAAAUUGUGGUGGAGGAAAUGUAACUAUUACAAACUCUAGGGGUAAAAUCACUUAUCAGGCUGAUGAUGAAGGUAAAACCAUGUCCGCAACAAAUAAGCAACUGGAAAACUGGGGAAUAAGCAACACUGGUGACUUUACCGAUGAUCCAAGUGAUGAUGACUCUUACAUCAUUACAACUAGUUUAAGACUAUCUCGAGAUUCUUCUGAUAUCUAUAAGACCGCACGUCGAUCUGCUCUGUCUUCAACUUAUUAUGCGUUUUGCUUGGAAAAUGGAACCUACAAUGUGAAACUCCAUUUUAUGGAGAUCCAGUUUUCAAACCAAGAACUAUACAGUCGUCUUGGCAGACGCAUAUUUGACGUUUAUGUUCAGGGAAAAUUGUUCUUGAGGGAUUUUAACAUCAAAGAAGAGGCUAAUGGGACUCUGAAGCCUGUUAUCAAAACAUUGAAUACGAAUGUGACCGAUCAUAUCUUAGAGAUUCGGUUGUAUUGGGCGGGUAAAGGGACAACACUCAUUCCAAACAGAGGAUACUAUGGUCCUCUCAUCUCUGCAAUCUCCUUGUGUCACAGUAAGUCAGGAACCACGAUGCGGAGGUUCUUAGACAAAGAAACUACUUUGUUAAAAAUGUCUUUUGGUAGAUUGGCUGAUAUAUAUAUUUACACUUUUAGUGUAUCAUUUUCAGCGGAGAAAAUAAAACAUCACACUAAUUAUCCACUAAUUUUGGGGACUAUGGGUGCCUUGUUAGCAAUUACCCUCUUGGUUUUGGGAUUAUUUGCUCGGAGAAGAUGCAGACGAGACAAGAACACGAGAGAAAGAGAUCUGAGAGCCGAGGGUUUGCAAACGACUUUCUUUAGUUGGAGGCAACUACAAGCUGCAACAAACAAUUUUGAUGAAGCCAACAAACUUGGAGAAGGAGGAAAGAGCUCCCUGAAACUGGAUUGGGGAGCCAGACAAAAAAUAUGUGUUGGAAUUGCAAGAGGGCUUGAAUUCCUCCAUGAAGGAUCGGCGAUAAGAAUGGUUCACCGUGACAUAAAAACCACAAAUGUGCUUCUAGAUGCCGACCUCAAUGCAAAGAUAUCCGACUUUGGAUUGGCUAGGCUCCACGAAGAAGAUCACACUCACAUUAGCACCAAAAUUGCAGGGACCAUUGGAUAUAUGGCUCCGGAAUAUGUGUUAUGGGGUCAAUUAACAGAGAAAGCAGACGUGUACAGCUUCGGUGUUGUGGCAAUGGAAAUUGUAAGUGGGAAGAGUAAUUCUAAAAAGAAGGGAAGUGUUGAUGACGCCUCCCUUAUCAAUUGGGCGCUAACGCUGCAACAGAAAGGGGCCACAUUGGAGAUUGUAGAUCCAGUGCUGGAAGGUGAUUUCAACAGCAAAGAAGCCGUGAGGAUGAUCAACGUUGCUCUUGUUUGCACAAACUCAUCUCCUUCGUUGAGACCAACAAUGUCAGAGGCCGUGCAAAUGCUCGAGGGAGUGAUCGAAAUAACACAGGUUAUGUCAGAUCCUGGUUUAUAUGGAGACAACUGGAGCAUCUCAAAGCUGAGGGACGUUGAUACACAUGGAAGCUCGAGCACGUCUGGUGUGACCGAUCAAACAACAACAACAAUCAAAUCCUCUGUUUCUGGUUCCAGUCUCUAUCCAUGAUCCUAAACUCCACAGCAGAGUUUUCUUCCUCGUCACUGUAAUCUGUAAUAUCAAAAGCUGUGCACAUUGCCUUAUCUCUUAAGAAAGAAGAAAGGCUUGUGAAGUUAGCUACAUAGUCACAUUACUUAAGUUGUCUGAAACCUUAUACUACAUAGACCCAAAAACACUGGUAUUUCUAGCUCUCUUUCUUCUCACUUCGGUGGAACACUUUUCUGAAUCAAACCUUACUACGAAGUUGUCUGAUAAGAGUUGGACCAAACCCCAA